Messenger RNA from Racocetra fulgida, 378 nucleotides. NCBI's taxonomy places the organism in Eukaryota, Fungi, Glomeromycota, Glomeromycetes, Diversisporales, Gigasporaceae. The record is from the annotation of a GenBank genome assembly.
CUUUUUCACCUCUUUAUAAUAGAAGAAAAAAUGUCUGCAAACUCAGAUAGAAAGGAAAUAAUAAAUAACGGCGGAGAAAGCAAGAAAAUUAUUGAUAAGGGUGAAAAUUUUCAGAUCUCUGGUGAAACAAAAAGUGAAGAGAAAAAUGGAAGCAACAGUAGUACGUCGAAUCAUCAUUUAAGUGAAAAACUCAUCGAAUCUGUUAAGCAUGGAAUAGACACUCUUAGUUCCACAAUUAUUCAUAAAAGUUCUAAUGACCAAGAGUCUCCAACGCAACAUAGCGAUAGAAUUUCGCAUCAAUCCGACCCUUCAACAGAUUCUAUUCACAAACGUUCGUCACCAGAAACUGUUAAUGAUCACCUUUCAGAGACCGAACAU